Molecule: messenger RNA, 4040 nt
Organism: Xiphias gladius (swordfish)
Lineage: Eukaryota; Metazoa; Chordata; Actinopteri; Istiophoriformes; Xiphiidae
Product: WD repeat-containing protein 37-like
Exons: 14
Coding region: 247-1749 (500 amino acids)
Cellular component (GO): preribosome, large subunit precursor
Molecular function (GO): protein binding
Source: RefSeq, a predicted model, not a curated record
CCUGUCUCGACCAAACGCAGUAGUGGGACUCUCGUAGUCCGGGUCCACUCCGGGUUUCGGUCCGAACACGCCGUCAGACCACAGCGCAGCCCGCGCCACCCAGGCCUCUGACAGCCGGACUAAGUGGUUGGUGAUAACCCACCGACGUAACGCGCCCACCAGCCAAACCAGUGAGCUUGGCCUUUGUUUACCUGCUUCUCAGGUAGGACGUGAGCAGGGGGCAGGGCCAACCAGCCGGUAGGAGGGAUGCCUGUGGAGGGCGGAAGCGGCAGUGGCUCUGCUUCAGCUGCCCGUCACCCCAAGCAGAAACGCAAGGCUCACAGUUUGUCUAUCCGGCGCACCAACAGCACAGAGGAGAGGCCACCGGGCGUCCAAAGAGGAGACAUGCUGGAGGGACAGGACUCCAAGCUGCCCCUCUCCUUGCGGAACAAUCUUCUGGACCUUUUUGGCCAAAUUGAGCGCGAGUUUGAAAAUCUUUACAUUGAAAACCUUGAAUUACGCCGGGAAAUUGACUCCCUGAAUGAGCGUCUGACCGGAGAUGGACAGACUAUUGAGGGAGGAGACCCCACCAAGGGAGCCCUGAAAACAAAAGCCAGCCACAGCACCAGUCAACUGUCACAGAAGCUGAAGACGACCUACAAAGCUUCUACCAGCAAGAUCGUGUCCAGUUUCAAAGCCACCACAGGGUCUCGGGCUUUGUGCCAGCUGCUCAAGGAGUACGUGGGCCACCGGGACGGGAUCUGGGACCUCAGCGUCACCCGAACUCAGCCGGUGGUCCUUGGCACCGCCUCUGCAGACCACUCGGCUCUGCUGUGGAGCAUAGAGACUGGGAAAUGUCUGCUGAGGUAUGCUGGUCAUGCAGGAUCAGUCAACUCCAUCAAGUUCCACCCCACAGAGCAGAUGGCCCUCACAGCCUCCGGGGACCAGACGGCUCACAUCUGGCGCUACAUGGUGCAGCUUCCUGCCCCUCAGCCGCCACCAGAUGUCAGUGCUCCGUGCGAUGACGACCAGGACUCGUCAGACAGAGAGGAAGGCGAGGUGGACGGCGAGGGCCCGUGCGAGGUCCCCACCGUCCGGGUCGCUACGGCGACCCUGAAGAGCCACCAGGGUGUAGUGAUUGCAGCCGACUGGUUGGUUGGAGGCCGACAAGUGGUGACGGCUUCCUGGGAUCGUGCUGCCAACCUGUAUGAGGUGGAGACGUCUGAACUGGUUCACACGCUCACUGGCCAUGACCAGGAGUUGACCCACUGCUGUACCCACCCCACCCAGCGGCUGGUGGUCACCUCAUCCAGAGACACCACCUUCAGACUGUGGGACUUCAGAGACCCGUCCAUCCACUCUGUCAAUGUCUUCCAGGGACACACAGACACGGUGACGUCGGCAGUGUUCACGGUGGGCGACAAUGUGGUCUCGGGGAGCGACGACCGCACCGUCAAGGUGUGGGAUUUGAAGAACAUGAGGUCGCCUAUUGCAACCAUCCGCACCGACUCGGCUGUGAACAGGAUAAGCGUCUCCGCCAACCAGAGGAUCAUCGCUCUGCCACACGACAAUCGCCAAGUCCGACUGUUUGACAUGAGCGGAGUGAGGCUGGCCAGACUUCCCCGCAGCAACAGAAUGGGUCACAGGCGUAUGGUGUGUUGUACAGCGUGGAAUGAAGAGAACCAGUCGUGCAACCUGUUCACCUGCGGCUUCGACCGGCAGGCCAUCGGCUGGAACAUCAACAUUCCCGCACUGCUGCAGGAGAAGUGAUGCUACUGACGCACGCGCACGCGCACGCGCACGCACACGCACACCCACGCACGCACGCACGCAAAAUAACACACAGUGACGUAGGAGACUGAUCAGAAUCUAUCCGUGUAUAUACAAUAUGGUAUAAAUAAACACUGUAUAAUCCGUGGACCUCGUACAUGCUCGUACGAUUAAAGUGUUCAGUUAGUCGUGGUGUAUCUCUCAGUUUCCAAGGCAACCGGGCAGGUGUGAACCACUGUUCAUCGCCACGGUUGGUGUCGUUUUUCGGGAUGCAGCUAUUCACAUUGAUCGAUGAGAGCAUAUCGUUCCCCAGAUCAAUUCGGUCUGUCUGCCGAAACCUGCAGAGUGUCGACCGACAUAACCGGGCUCCGACAUUUUAAGGUCCAAGUGUGUACGAGGCCACAGAGCCGCUCUUCUGUAUUUGAGCCCUUCACUCACUUAGCAUGGAUUGUGAAUUGUGACACGGGUCGGCGGAUCCGGUCUUCCCCAGCUCUUUCUGGUUAAAAAUAUAUAUUUGACCCCACAGUUACAGGCUGCUGUUCACAACACCGCUGUUUAGUUGCUGCUGAAUGGAUGCUCUUGCAUGUAGAGGAAGCGGGUUUGUGAAUGUUACUUGUAAAGAACGCUUUUAGGGCCAGGGCCGUCUGUCGAGUAUGAUUUAAAGACAUAAUGUAUAUGUGUGGUGCGGGUUGUUGCUUGGUAGAGGAUUACUGUCUCGCCGGUAUCCGCCUUUGUGAGGGUGGAGCUUGGAGAGGACGGCGCGGUUCUGUGAAACCUUUUGAACAUAUCAUAUUCAGGCCUGCAACUUGUCUUAAAUUCUUUCAAACAGGACCCGCUGUCCUGUCUGAGAUUCGAGUCGUUGCCUACUACCUUCGAUGCUUUCAGUUCACAGCCAGCCUCCAUCUUCAAUGUUUUCCAACUACUUAAGAUACUGUAACGAUGCCUUGUUCCAUGUUUACAGCAGGAUUAAAAUCUUUUUCUUUUUCUUUUCUUUUUUUAAAUGUAACGUACUUUUCUAUUCUGCCUCUCUGUCCCGAUGCAGAGUGUCAAGAGCACAGCAAUAAUGGGGAAACAACUGCUCUCGCGUUGCUCACAAAUCCUCCGAAGGGUCUGUGACUGGGAUGCGUUCGACGUAAUCAUGCCGUAGCAGGUGUAGGUGUCUAUAACCUGCCCGCGUGUUUCCUCGGUGGCAGUGAAAUGCAGAGCCGUCCCCUUCAGCCUGUUGCCAACUCAGAGCCCUGCGUGGCCGUAAUGUGCGAACCCCAAAUGAACUGGUUGGUUACCGGACAUUUCUGUGCUUCAGUAACAGCCUGUCGCCAUCGAGUUACGGUGUUCACGCUUUGCAUUGAACCCUUAGCCUCGCACGACCUCUCGCACCUUUGGUUGCAGAGGAAGCGUUUCGGUCUGCGAGAAGCGCCGUUAUCCCCAAAACGGAAGCAAUAACCCCGCUCCUUGAUUUUUCUGCUUCUCUUGUCUCGGACAUCGGUGAAUAGGAGCUGAGGUACACACCGCAUCUCAGUUUGAGAAUUACACAGUAACUUAUCUGGACCUGGGCCUGACCGGAAUCCAGGAAACUCUUUACUUGUUCCACUUGUGCAAUAUCCUAAACAUGAAGUCACGCUGUAGUUUUUGAUCUUCAGAUGUUUAACUUAUUUCAGUGCUGUAAAUCCCAUAAGACGAUUUAUUGUACUUGUGUGACUGGUGUAGAUGUACUGUAGCUCAGCGUACAUAGGGAUGCAUAACCCACCCCGAAAGCUGGCGUCAGACAAGACCCGGCUGCUGUUUCUACCGGUGGUCGAGCCGGGAAAGGUUUUCGAGAGAAGCACGAACCUACAAACGUAAUACACUUACAGAAAUGCCUUGCCAUUGGAUUGGAAAUUGUGCAUUAGCCUUAUCCAUCCGAGCAUUAAUGCACUUUCCCAAAUGCUUGUUAAGUAACUAAUUGGGUUCCACUGCACAGCGCAGAUAAGAUUUUUACUCCUGUUUCAUUCAGGGAAUUCGAUCUAGUGCCCACUGGUAUCAGUGUCAUUUUAAUUUGCAGCUAGAAAGGCAAGUCCAAUUGGCGCCCCACACAGGGAUUCUAACUCGGAGGAAAUAUGAUUUUGGAUUGAUACAUUAAAUUACUGUGGGCCCGAUUGGAGGGAUAAAAAAUGCGGCUAGGCUUCGCUUCAUUGUAGCGAAUCAUAUUCAAACUCCCACUUCAUUAUGCGAUCUACUUUGCAUACUUUAUUGUGACGGGUACGUGCUCUCUGACACCUUCCAAUAAAAAUGUGUGAAUUCCUUUUCCAGUG